ACAUAUAAAAGACAAGACUUGUUUUCAAUUGAGCAAUAACUAGAGAGCCUAAGAUCUAAAACAAAUGAUCUUUCCUCAAGUCAUCUCAAGUAAUAUUGAAUGAGCAUAAUUCAUGUAUUAGUAUUAGUGCAUAGCUGUGCUGAAUAAAAUGAAGAUUGCUGUAAUAGGACAGAGUUUGUUUGGAGCUGAAGUUUAUAAACUUCUUCAGAGAAAUGGACAUGAAAUUGUUGGUGUUUUUACUGUACCAGAUAUCAAUGGAAAACCAGACCCUUUAGCUGCAGCUGCCGAGAAAGAUGGUAUCAAAGUGUUUAAAUAUAAAAGAUGGCAGCUGAAGAAAGUAGCUAUACCAGAAGUGUUAGAGGAAUAUAAAGCUUUAGGAGCUGAAUUAAAUGUUUUACCAUUUUGUUCUCAGUUUAUACCGAUGGAUGUUAUAAAUCACCCAUCUCAUCAAUCUAUUAUAUAUCAUCCUUCAUUACUACCAGUUCACAGAGGUGCUUCAGCCAUUAACUGGACAUUGAUGAAAGGUGAUAAAAGAGCAGGUUUUACUGUAUUUUGGGCUGAUGAUGGAUUAGAUACAGGACCAAUUUUAUUACAAAAACAAACUUAUGUGGCGCCAAAUGACACUAUAGAUUCUCUGUAUAAUAGAUUCCUCUUUCCUGAAGGUGUCAAGGCCAUGGGUGAAGCUGUACAGUUAAUAGCAGACGGUAAAGCCCCUAAAAUUGUUCAACCAGAAGAAGGUGCUACAUAUGAUCCUCUCAUUAAAAAAGAUAAAGUUCAAAUUAAUUUAGAUCAAACAGCUGAUGAACUACAUAAUUUUAUCCGAGGUAAUGAUAAAGUUCCUGGUGCAUGGUUAAUCAUUGAUGGAGAGAAAAUAUCAUUAUUUGGGUCCAAGUUGUGGACAAGAAUGAAACCAAGAGGAACAGAAAUAACAAUAGAAGGAUCCUCACAAAAACCUAUUGUACAUAAAAAGGGACUGAUUCUGUUUGGUAAUGAUGGUAAAAUGGUAAAUGUUAGUCAGUUACAAUAUGCAAGUGGUAAAAUGAUACCAGCUUCUAAAUAUGGUAAAGAUGAUCCGUCCACACAAAAACUAGAAUUAACAACAGAAGAACAACAACUGGUUAUAAAUUUAAAGUCAAUAUGGAAUGGUAUUUUGAAUGUUGAUCCAGAUUCUACAACAGAUUUUUUUAAAUGUGGAGCUGGAUCUAUGGAUGUUGUCAGAUUAAUAGAAGAAGUUAAAGAGAAAUGUAAUGAUAUUAGAUUAGCAACAGAAGAUGUUUAUAUGAAUACAGUGUUUGAAGAUUUUACUAACUGUGUUAUUAGACGAGGUAGAGGUAUAGAAGAUAAAGAAGAAUUGGUAUUUGAACCUGUAAGAAUGCGAGUAAAUAAUAUGGAUAUUAGUUUCCCAAAUCAAGCUUUUAUAGACAAUGAGUUUGUAGACUCAUCAAAUGGUCAAACCUAUGAAACCAUUAAUCCUAAUGAUGAAUCAGUGAUAUGUAAAGUAGCUAAAGCAAGUAAAGAUGAUAUCAACAGAGCUGUUGAAGCUGCAAAGGAGGCAUUUGAAGAAGGACCCUGGGGCAGUAUGAAUGCAAGAGAUCGUGGUACUAUCAUGAACAGAAUGGCUGAUUUAAUGGAAGAACAUCAAGAAGAAUUAGCUACAAUAGAAUCUAUAGAUAGUGGUGCUGUUUAUACUCUAGCAUUAAAAACACAUGUUGGUAUGUCUAUACAAACAUUUAGAUAUUUUGCUGGUUGGUGUGAUAAAAUACAGGGUUUAACCAUUCCAGUCAACCAUGCUCGUCCAAAUAAAAAUUUAACUUAUACAAAACGUGAACCCAUUGGUGUUUGUGGCAUUGUGGUACCAUGGAAUUAUCCCCUUAUGAUGUUAGCAUGGAAAAUGGCUGCAUGUUUAGCAGCUGGAAAUACUGUUGUUCUUAAACCAGCCCAAGUUACACCACUUACUGCUUUAAAGUUUGCUGAAUUAUCAGUUCAAGCUGGAUUCCCUACUGGUGUUAUAAAUAUAUUACCUGGAUCAGGUUCUGUAAUUGGUCAAGCAUUGUCUGAUCAUCCUGAUGUUAGGAAGUUAGGUUUUACUGGUUCAACACCUAUUGGUAAAACUAUCAUGGAAAGUUGUGCUAAAAGUAAUUUAAAGAAAGUGUCAUUAGAAUUAGGAGGUAAAUCACCACUAGUUAUAUUCAGUGAUUGUGAUUUAGAAAAGGCUGUUCGAAUGGGUUGCAGCUCCGUUUUCUUCAACAAGGGAGAGAACUGUAUAGCAGCUGGUAGAUUGUUUGUAGAGGAAUCUAUUCAUGAUGAGUUUCUCAGAAGAGUUUUAGAAGAAAUAAAGAAGAUGAAGAUUGGUGAUCCAUUAGAUAGAUCAACAGAUCAUGGUCCACAGAAUCAUCGUGCUCACCUCGAGAAACUCAUAGAAUACUGUGAUAUAGGUGUGAAGGAAGGAGCUACUCUCGUUACUGGUGGUAAACAAGUAAAUAGACCAGGGCUAUUUUUAGAACCAACAGUAUUUACAGAUGUUGAAGAUCAUAUGAUGAUUGCUAUAGAAGAAUCGUUUGGUCCAGUCAUGAUUAUCUCAAAAUUCAUAGAUGGUGAUAUUGAUGGUAUGUUACAACGAGCUAAUAAUACAGAGUUUGGUUUAGCCUCUGGUGUGUUUACUAAAGAUGUAAAUAAAGCUUUAUAUGUGGCUGAUAAUCUCCAGGCUGGUACUGUAUUUGUUAAUACUUAUAAUAAAACUGAUGUAGCAGCACCAUUUGGUGGAUUUAAACAAUCAGGAUUCGGCAAAGAUUUAGGUCAAGAAGCAUUAAAUGAAUAUUUGAAGACUAAAGCUGUUACAGUAGAAUAUAGCAGUUAAUAUCAUCAACAAAUUCUCUUAUUCUAGUUGUGAUAAUAUGGGACCAUAUUUGAUGUACAAUGAAUGACACAAUCUAGUCUUUGUACAUGCUCUUUAACCCUCCAAACAAUCUUGUCAAAUUUACAUUGUCAUUGCCAAAGUUAAUCAAAGAAACAAAAGUCAAGACUUUCCAAGCAGGAUCAUUAGAUAUAGUCUUUUGAUUAAACCAGUUAUCGGUUAUUUGUUUUCUGCUUGGCACCUUAUUUUUUUAAUUUAAAUAUGAUAUAUUUUGUAUAAAUUAAACUGUUACGUAGAUCAGGUACUUGUAGGGUUAAAAUGUAGCCAUAUUAGAAAUCAUUAAAAAUGUCGGUGGUUGAUUCAGAUAUGUAUAAUAUUUGUAUAACUUUUUUUCAGGGUGAGUGAAAUAUAUCUAUAGAAAUAUAUCCUGAGAAUUAAAAAUGUUAAUUCCGUGCUUUAUAAAAUCAUGUUAUGUCUUUUUUUGUAAGUGCUUUUAUGUGAUAUAUAUUGGUUCCAAAUACUUAUUGAAAUCCGGAAUAUUUCUGUUUCUUUUACACUGGAUAUUAAUUAAAUUUGUAUUCUUUAAGACUUAUUCAAUAUGACUGUAAUAAAAUAUAAAUGCACUUGUUAAGAGUAUAAAUGGCACAUGUAAUGCAGACCUAUGCAAAUUGUUAUAAUUAAGCUGGUUACAAUGUUAUACAUUAAAGCUAACAAAAAGAACUUACUCUGUUAAAAACAUUUUAAUUAAAUGGUGUUUAUUGAUAGCUUUUUAAAAACAUUUUAAUUAAAUGGUGUUUAUUGAUAGCUUUUAUCCGACAUAAUACUUGAACAGUUUUUAAUUUUAUUAAAUUUUUUGUUGUGUUUGUUUAUCGAUUUUGCCAUUUUAUUUAUUUGACCUUAAUUUGGUUAAAAAGUGGAAGUCAGUUGUUGUACUGGUAAUUAUGACUCGUAUUUAACAUCAUUUUGAAGUUGCAAUUAAACCCACACGUUGUUCUGUUCACGUCAAGCAUUUUCGUCCAAAAGUCUGUUUUGCCUUUUAUGCAAAAAGAUAAAAAUGAGACUUAGAUCAUUCUUUCCCUGGACUCUUCAUUUAUCAAAUUUAUAUGUAAAUAAUCAGUACCGGUAUAUUGUUUGUAUUCCACCCUAGCUGGAACUGAACAGCAAAUGCAUUUGAUAAACAAAUUUCAUUGGAAUAUUAUAUCUUCCUGAAUGCAUACAAUUGGAAUUAUGAAAGCAGCCUUUAAAAUUUAAUAACGGUAUCCAUUGCUAUUAUAAAUGUGUUUGUAUUCAAUACUGUAUAUCUUUGUUAAUGAAUGCAUAAUUUGUUUAUUUUUAUUUAUAAUUUAAGAAUUAUGAAUUACAUGUAUACGUGUGCUUUACUUGUCUAUAUUUUUCUGUAUAUAUAUAAAUUGGUGCAGGACAAUUUAGCAAGACCACUAUAUUUUUAUCAUUAAUUAUAAAAAAAGGAUAGUUUAUAAAAAUGUAAAAGAAGAUGUAUAAAAAAAAAUAAUUAUAUGUAUAUUCAUAUUUUUAUCAUUAAUUAUAAAAAAAAGUAUAGUUAAUAAUAAUAUUCAAAAAAAAAAAGUAUAGUUUAUGAAAAUGUAAAAAAAAAAGAUGUAUAACAAAAUAAUCAUGUAUAUUCAAAUUAUAUUUUUGUUUAGUUUAAGAUGACCUUUGAGAUUGGUGAACUUUAUAUUUCUACUAGUUUAUUAGAGGGAGAGUUUUUUUUUUGGUUUUUGUUUUUUUUAGAUGAUCUCCUUGCCUUAAAAUUAAUACUUUUUAUAGAAGAUUGGUGCAACAUCUUAUUUAUUUCUUGUUUUGGGGUUUUUUUUUUCUUAAUUACGCAACAGAUUUUACAUAGUAAAGUCAUACAGAGGUUCAAAGUAACACAUAACAUAUUUUAGAUCAUGUGAACUCAUUGACCAAUCAAAUUGUUUUUUUUUGUAUAAUCGCGGCAAUCAGGUUAAUUUUAGAAGCCAUAAACUAAAUUUUGAUUACGGUAGAUGUUACUUGACUAAGGUCAUUAUUUACACAAGUUCAGGUGUUGACCGGCAAGAUGUUCUUGUACGAAGUUAGUAUUAAGUCUUAUUAAAAAUACAAAGUCAAAACAUGUGUUUAUUCCUUGAGUACUGAAGUACAGUAGGAUGAUGUGGAACAUCUGGUCUGUUUUAAAAUGUAAUUAUAUAUAUAUUCUUGUACAGGUUAGUGCACAUUUAAUUAUACAUGUAAGCAUAAGAUUCUCAUUUAUUAUUUAGAAAUACAUUAUAUUUACAAGACCUUGCUUAAAUGAAACUUUUUUACCGCAGUAAAUUUAAUAAUUUGAACCCACUUUGAUUGGGUAAAAAAUAUAAUAGCUGGUUUGAUUGCAUUUUCUGUGUCGAUUGAUUUUGCCUGUAGAUAAAGCCUAUAUAAUCGAUUGUUCAAGUUUCAACAUUUUAAACCAAAAAUUUAAAAGCAAACUAAUUUAUACUUGAUCUUUUGAACGAAAACUUUAAUUGUGCAUCACUAAUCAAGAUAAAAAACUAAAACAAUACUUUAAUUCAAUACCUUUUAUUUUAUUAGGCUACAUUUUAAUUUGUGUCAUAAAUUCCAUUUGAUAUUAGGAUCCAUGAUAGUUUGGCUUUAAAAUGCUAAUUAAACUUUACAAAUUCCUUUAAUAAUAUAAGAUACCAGUAGUUUUCAACAGCUAGUCAAUUAUUUUAUGUUUUAUUUUCAGUUAGCCCGGUUAUAUGUGUUUCUAUGUAUUAUACUAUACUAUAUUAUACUAUAUUAAUUGAAA
Patella vulgata (common limpet) is the source of this 5633-nucleotide messenger RNA. RefSeq names its product cytosolic 10-formyltetrahydrofolate dehydrogenase. Bases 149 to 2857 code for a protein of 902 amino acids. The transcript has 23 exons. Gene Ontology annotation, cellular component: cytoplasm. Gene Ontology annotation, molecular function: aldehyde dehydrogenase (NAD+) activity; formyltetrahydrofolate dehydrogenase activity. Gene Ontology annotation, biological process: 10-formyltetrahydrofolate catabolic process; biosynthetic process; one-carbon metabolic process. The record is from RefSeq and is a predicted model, not a curated record. Lineage: Eukaryota; Metazoa; Mollusca; Gastropoda; Patellidae.